GGCGUGGCCGUGUCGACUGUCGCCACGCUGGUAUGCGUGAUAUCUGUGCCAUUACUCUACAACUAUAUGCAACAUAUGCAGUCAGUAAUGCAAAGUGAAGUAGACUUUUGCAAAUCACGGUCGAGUAACAUCUGGCGGGAAGUCACACGCACACAGGUACUAGCAAAGGUUUCGGGAGUCCGCAGGGAUCGUCGUCAAGCCGGGUAUUCUUCAGCUGGAGUGGAAGGCAGUGUCGAAUCAGCUCAUCAAGGAGUUUGUUGUGGAUGUGGAGUAUCACCUCAAGGACCACCCGGCGCACCUGGUCCUGAUGGCGAGAACGGAGCCGAUGGAGAACCAGGAGUGCCUGGACGAAACGGUCCCGAUGCACCACCCGCAACACCACCACCACAACACGAAUUCUGCUUUGACUGUCCCGAUGGACCACCAGGACCACCCGGAGCACCAGGACCUAAAGGACCACCUGGCAACCCUGGCUCCCCUGGAGCUGAUGCUGACGGAGGCAGUCGCGGCCCACCCGGUCCUCCUGGACCUCCAGGUCCUCCCGGAGCAGAUGGAGCUCCCGGAAAUCCUGGUGCUCCAGGUGCGCCCGGUAAGCUCAACGAAGUACCCGGACCUAUUGGCCCACCGGGGCCACCUGGACCUCCCGGACCACCAGGACCUGAUGGACAACCUGGAUCGAAUGGAAACCCAGGACAAGACGGACCACCGGGACCACCUGGAGACAACGGUGCACCUGGAGCACCUGGACAACCUGGAGGCCCAGGACCUGAUGGGCCGAGCGGUGAUCGUGGACCAAGUGGAGGUUGCGACCAUUGCCCACCUCCUCGAACUGCUCCUGGCUAUUAA
Molecule: messenger RNA, 846 nt
Organism: Haemonchus placei
Lineage: Eukaryota; Metazoa; Nematoda; Chromadorea; Rhabditida; Trichostrongylidae
Source: the annotation of a GenBank genome assembly